Molecule: messenger RNA, 1870 nt
Organism: Impatiens glandulifera
Lineage: Eukaryota; Viridiplantae; Streptophyta; Magnoliopsida; Ericales; Balsaminaceae
Product: pentatricopeptide repeat-containing protein At1g20300, mitochondrial
Exons: 1
Coding region: 112-1722 (536 amino acids)
Molecular function (GO): protein binding
Source: RefSeq, a predicted model, not a curated record
UUCAUAAACCCCUGUUCGUCUUCCUCCGGACCUUUGUUCAUCGCCGGCGGCUCAUUCUUCACUUCUCUCCGGCCAGUCUUCCUUCAAAUCCUCUGUUUUUGUAAGAACAUAAUGUCGAUGGCCAUUUUCAGAUCGAAAUUAUACUGUCUUUGUCCUCGAUUACACACUUCUCUUUCCAUCAAUGGAUCCUAUUACUCUUCUUCAUCAUCAUCUUCCUCUCCUUCACUCGAUAUUCACAACGAAGAUUCUGAUAACGAAAGAUCUCCAGCAGUAUCUCUCGAGUUAUCCCUAGCAGACAAUCAAAUGGCAGACAAUUUCCACAACCUAAUCAAAGAACACCAUCGCAAAAACCCUAGUCCAAACACCUCUCCUAUCCCUUCCUUCACCAACUGCUCUCUCGCAUUUGAAUUCUCAAAGAUCUCCGCUUCAAAUCCCGUCCCCGCCUCAGUCUUACGCCGCGUCGUUGAGAAAUCCAGUAACAUCAAUCACGGUACCCCGUUCCUACCUACUCUCGCUUUCUUCAAUUGGACCAUUAAUAGUGACGGUUUUAUAUCAACUCCAGAACCUUACAAUGAGAUGAUCGACCUCGCUGGUAAGGUAAGACAUUUCGAUAUCGCUUGGUAUUUGAUUGACAUGAUGAAAUCACGAAACAUAGAAAUCCCAAUUGAAACCUUCACGAUACUGGUCCGUCGCUAUGUUCGAGCAGGUAAGGCCGCAGAGGCUGUACACACUUUUAACCGAAUGGAGGAUUACGGUUGUAAAGCUGAUCGAAUUGCAUUUACAAACGUGAUUAGCAUUCUCUGUAAAAAGAGAAGAGCUGUUGAAGCUCAAUCUUUCUUCGAUAGCAUGAAAGAUAAAUUCGAACCUGAUGUUAUAAUCUAUACAAAUUUAGUCAAUGGUUGGUGUAGAGCUGGUAACAUUUCAGAAGCAGAAAGACUAUUUGGUGAGAUGAAAUCAGCUGGUAAUAAACCAAAUGUAUACACGUAUACUAUAGUAAUCGACGCUCUAUGUAGAAACGGGCAGAUAACUCGCGCACACGAUGUGUUUGCUGAAAUGCUCGAAGUGGGUUGUGAACCGAACUCAGUAACAUUCAAUAACUUGAUGAGGGUUCAUGUGAAAGCUGGUAGAACAGAGAAAGUCUUGCAAAUUUACAAUCAGAUGAAGAGACAAUCAUGUCCUGCAGACACAACAACCUACAAUUUUCUCAUUACCAGCCAUUGCAAAGAUGAUAAAUUCGAUGAGGCGAUUAAGGUUUUGAAUACGAUGGUCAAACAAGGUUGUAAGCCAGAUGUACACACGUUUAAUCCUAUCUUUAGGGUUGUGUCGAAAGCCAGAGACGUGAAUGGUGCUCAUAGGUUGUAUACUAGGAUGAAGGAGUUGAAAUGUAAACCAAACACGGUUACAUUCAAUUUGUUGAUGCAGAUGUUUGUGGAUUCGAAAUCGACUGAUAUGGUUUUGAAGCUGAAGAGGGAAAUGGAUGAGAAUGAGAUUGAGGCUAAUGUGAAUACUUAUAAGGUUUUGAUUUCGAUGUUUUCUGGGAUGGGGCAUUGGAAUAAUGCUUAUAAGUUCUUUAGAGAAAUGAUCGAGGAGAAGAAUUUGAGACCUGGUAGAGCUGUUUAUGAAAUGGUUUUGCAGGUUUUGAGGAAAGCUGAUCAGAUGAAGAAACACGAGGAACUGGUGGAGAAGAUGGUUGAUCGAGGGUUUGCUAUUCGUCCCAUUUGAUGCAUAAAAUCAAGGUGAUUGAAAUCAAUCCAGUUUUAAUGUUUAUGUUGUAUUUGCAAGAUCUUAUUAUGGUUCAUUUUUAGUUUUUGUUUUGAACCAUUUUAUUGUUAGGUUUGAUAUGGAAACAUCAUUACUUGCCAAUUUCUCA